Molecule: messenger RNA, 729 nt
Organism: Acanthosepion pharaonis
Lineage: Eukaryota; Metazoa; Mollusca; Cephalopoda; Sepiida; Sepiidae
Source: the annotation of a GenBank genome assembly
AUGAAGGCUUUCACAAUGCCACAAGCACGAAAGCUGUCACAAUGCCACAAGUACGAAGGCUGUCACAAUGACAGAAGUACGAAGGUUGUCAUAAUGCCACAAGUGCGAAAGCUGUUGCAAUACCACAAGUACGAAGUCUGUCCCAAUGCCAUGAAUACGAAAGCGUCACAAUGCCACAAAUCCGAAGUCUGUCCCAAUGUCAUGAAUACGAAAGCGUCACAAUGCCACAAGUACGAAGGCUAUCAUAAUGCCACAAUCUUCUUCAUAUCAUUCUUAAUAUUCUUCCUGUCUUUCUUUCUUUCUUUCUUUUUUUCUUUCUUUCCUCAUUUGUUUAUUGAGUUAUUAAUUCCUUUUAAAUGUCUUUCUAUACUCUUUCGUUCUUUCUUUUCUUCUUACCUUAAACCAAAAUCUUUUCUUUCCUCCUUUCCUUGGCUGAAAUUUCUUUCUUUAGCUGAAAUUUCAUUCACUCAUUCUUUCUUUCUUUCGUUCUUUCUUUCUUUCUUUCUGUCUACCUCUCUGGCUCUUUGCUGUUUUUCUCCUUUCUCCUUCACAUCAUAUCUAUCUAUCUAUGUCUGUUUAUUAUCUAUCUAUCUAUCUAUCUAUCUAUCUAUCUAUCUCAUUCAUACGUCUCAUCGUAUUCAUAUUGUUCUUGCCUGUCUUGUCUGCCCUCUUUUUUAUCAUCACAUUUUACCCUCUUUCUCUUUUUAUUAUUCGUUCUUUUUUAUGUGA